Trichoderma breve is the source of this 750-nucleotide messenger RNA. RefSeq lists its product as uncharacterized. The record is from RefSeq and is a predicted model, not a curated record. Bases 1 to 750 code for a protein of 249 amino acids. The transcript is spliced from 3 exons. NCBI's taxonomy places the organism in Eukaryota, Fungi, Ascomycota, Sordariomycetes, Hypocreales, Hypocreaceae.
AUGGCAGCCCGAGGCAUCGGCGACGCGUGGCUUCCCUCUUCUCUUGAAGCCGCCAGAAUCACUUCGCUUCCGUCGACGGCCUAUUAUUUGCCCAACUUUAUCAGCGAGGAAGAAGAGCGCUUGAUUCUUGAUAGAAUCGCCGCUGCUCCUCGUCCACGAUGGAAACAGCUCACGCAUCGACGUCUACAGACUUGGCCGUCCGAUCUCGUCCAGAACAAGCUCCUCGAUGCGCCGCUGCCUUCCUGGCUUGAAACACCCGUAGUAUCGCGCUUACUGUCUCUCCCGCUCUCCGAUGACGGCCAAGGCGAAAGUGUCAGACACAUCUUCGCCGAGAGCCCCCACCAGCGCCCGAAUCAUGUCCUCAUCAACGAAUAUCCUCCCGGUAUUGGUAUCAUGCCGCAUAAGUUAAGUAUUAUGGCAAACCUUGGCGCAAGCCUCUGUCUGAACUUGCACCGCAGCAAAGAAGACGGUGCCCUUGAUCCCGAGCCUGCCUGGCGCAUUAUCCAAGAACCUCGUAGUCUUCUCAUCACUACAGACACUCUCUACACAGACUAUCUGCAUGGGAUAUCCGACAUUAAGGAGGACCUUGAUCUAUCCGCCGAUACGAUUGUGAACUGGUCCUUGCUUCGAGAUGCCGAGGCGUUUGCCAGCGGUCGAAACCCGAGGCAGACCCGCACCAGCCUCACGUACCGCGACGUCCUCAAAGUUUCCAAAGUCGGAGCCAAACUAGGUCUUUUCAACAAGCGAUAA